AUGGCUAAACUGCCGAGUAUAGCAUUAGGCUUCUUGAGUCAGCCAUUCACCCGUCUUUCCCAGCUAUUGUUCUUAGCUGAUUCUGUCUGGGUAAACAAUGGCCAAGUUAUCACCUCAGAGCUCUCCAACUCUAUCCAAGAGACCCUUGAUAUUUGGAACAUCACUGGACUGUCUGUCGCAGUUGUCCCGAGGUACGGCGAACCAGAAUUUCAUUCAUGGGGAAACAUGACGGAGGACGAGGACAAGACAACAGAAGGCACAUUAUUCCACAUGGCGUCUAUAUACAAGGCUUUCUGCGUUAGCGCUCUUGGAAUUUUGAUGGAUGACUAUGAGCAUGGAAGAAACAUCACGCCGCUUCCUCCCGCUCUGUGCGAAUUUAAUUGGCACACCUUAGUACAAUAUAUCCUUCCGGGAGAAUGGCAAUUGGUGGAUGACUGA
Messenger RNA from Suillus subaureus, 438 nucleotides. RefSeq lists its product as uncharacterized. The transcript has 2 exons. The record is from RefSeq and is a predicted model, not a curated record. Bases 1 to 438 code for a protein of 145 amino acids. Lineage: Eukaryota; Fungi; Basidiomycota; Agaricomycetes; Boletales; Suillaceae.